This is a messenger RNA of Sorex araneus (European shrew), 13412 nucleotides long. RefSeq names its product myosin phosphatase Rho interacting protein (gene MPRIP). The record is from RefSeq and is a predicted model, not a curated record. Gene Ontology annotation, biological process: actin filament organization. Gene Ontology annotation, cellular component: actin cytoskeleton. Gene Ontology annotation, molecular function: actin filament binding. The transcript has 24 exons. Lineage: Eukaryota; Metazoa; Chordata; Mammalia; Eulipotyphla; Soricidae. Bases 83 to 7342 code for a protein of 2419 amino acids.
GUCCGCCGUCCGCCGCGGAGUGCGCGCCGGGCCGGGCCGGGCCGGGCCGGGCCGCCGGGCCUGCGCCGCCGCCGCGCCGACCAUGUCGGCGGCCAAGGAGAACCCGUGCAGGAAAUUCCAGGCCAACAUCUUCAACAAGAGCAAGUGUCAGAAUUGCUUCAAGCCCCGCGAGUCGCAUCUGCUCAACGACGAGGACCUGACACAGGCAAAGCCUAUUUAUGGUGGCUGGCUGCUCCUCGCACCCGAUGGGACUGACUUCGACAACCCAGUGCACCGCUCUCGGAAAUGGCAGCGACGGUUCUUCAUCCUCUAUGAGCAUGGCCUCUUGCGCUACGCCCUGGACGAGAUGCCUACAACCCUCCCUCAAGGCACCAUCAAUAUGAACCAGUGCACUGACGUGGUGGAUGGUGAGGGCCGCACAGGCCAGAAGUUCUCCCUGUGCAUCCUGACCCCCGAGAAGGAGCACUUCAUCAGGGCGGAGACGAAGGAGAUCAUCAGUGGAUGGCUGGAAAUGCUCAUGGUCUACCCCAGGACCAAUAAGCAGAACCAGAAAAAGAAGCGGAAAGUGGAGCCUCCCACACCACAGGAGCCAGGCCCGGCCAAGGUGGCUGUCACCAGCAGCAGCGCCAGCAGCAGCAUCCCCAGUGCCGAGAAGGUCCCCACCACAAAGUCCACGCUCUGGCAAGAGGAAAUGAGGGCCAAAGAGCAGCCCGACGGGAGCAGCCUGAGCCCGGCUCAGAGCCCUGGCCAGAGCCAGCCUCCUGCUGCCAGUGCCCUGAGUGAGCCGGGGCUGGAGAGCAAAGACGAGGAGAGCGCCAUGAGCAGCGACCGCAUGGACUGUGGCCGCAAAGUCCGCGUGGAGAGUGGCUACUUCUCCCUGGAGAAGACGAAGCAGGACUUGAAGGCCGAGGAGCACCCGCUGCCCCCGCCGCUCUCCCCGCCUAGCCCCAGCACCCCUAACAACAGGUACAGUGGCCCCGGAUCACCCUCCCAGGAGCUCGGUCCGCCCCUUCCUUCCCCAGGUCCUCGAGCCCCCAGCCGAAUGGUCUGCAGCGUCUCUCUCGGCUCCCUGGACACGGCCAGCCAGCCCCCUGCCCACACGGACUGCAGCCGCACUAGGGGGCAGGGAGCAGAGAGACUGGGGCACGCCCUUGCCUUUAAAGCCAGCAGGCAGUAUGCCGCCCUGGCCGACGUCCCUAAGGCCGUCAGGAUCAGCCACCGAGAAGCCUUCCAGGUGGAGAGAAGGCGGCUGGAGCGUAGGACUCGGGCACGGAGCCCUGGCAGGGAAGAGGUGGCCCGUCUGUUUGGCAGUGAGCGGAGGAGGUCACAGGUCAUUGAGAAGUUCGAGGCCUUGGACAUUGAGAAGGCAGAGCACAUGGAGACGAGCACAUCCGCUGGGCCCUCGCCAUCGGGGGACACGCGUCAGGGCCGCAGCGAGAAGAGGGCCUUCCCCAGGAAGCGGGACCUCACCAGCGAAGCCCCCACAGCUCCGCUUCCGGACACCUCGGCUUCCCCCCUGUCUCCACACCGAAGAGCCAAGUCACUGGACAGGAGGUCCACGGAGUCCUCCCUGACGCCCGACCUGCUGAACUUUAAGAAAGGCUGGCUCACCAAGCAGUACGAGGACGGCCAGUGGAAGAAGCACUGGUUUGUCCUUGCUGAUCAGAGCCUGAGAUACUACAGGGACUCUGGGGCUGAGGAAGCAGCUGACUUGGACGGCGAAAUCGACCUGUCCACGUGUGUGAACGUCACAGAGUAUCCAGUCCAAAGAAACUAUGGCUUUCAGAUACACACAAAGGAGGGUGAGUUCACACUCUCUGCCAUGACCUCUGGGAUCCGGCGGAAUUGGAUCCAGACCAUCAUGAAGCACGUCCAUCCGACCUCUGCCCCAGAUGUGACAAGCUCACUGCCCGAGGAGAAGAACCGGAGCACCGCCGCCUUUGAAGCCUGCCAGAGGCCGAGUGAGAAGCAGGAGGCGGAGCAUGGGGAGCCGGACCCCGAGCAGAAGAGGAGCCGGGCUCGGGAGCGGCGGCGAGAAGGGCGCUCCAAGACCUUUGACUGGGCCGAGUUCCGCCCCAUCCAGCAGGCCCUGGCCCAGGAGCGGGCCAGCAUGUCGGGUGCCCCCAGCCUCAGUCCUGAGGUGGAGUCCGGCGAGCUGGAGCGGGAGCGUGCCCGGCGGCGGGAGGAACGGCGCAAGCGCUUUGGGAUGUUGGAUGCUGUGGACGGCCCCGGUGCUGAGGACGCAGCCCUGCGGAUGGAAGUGGACCGAAGCCCGGGGCUGCCUGCGGCCACUGACCUCAAGACCCAGAAUGUCCACGUGGAAAUCGAGCAGCGGUGGCACCAGGUGGAAACCACCCCCCUCCGGGAAGAGAAGCAGGUGCCCAUUGCCCCCCUGCAUCUGUCGUCUGAGGGCGGAAGUGACCGGCUCUCCACCCACGAGCUCACCUCCCUGCUGGAGAAGGAGUUGGAGCAGAGUCAGAAGGAGGCCUCUGACCUUCUAGAGCAGAACCGCCUCCUGCAGGAGCAGCUCCGGGUGGCCCUGGGCCGAGAGCAGAGCGCCCGGGAGGGCUAUGUUCUGCAGACUGAAGUGGCCACCUCCCCCUCCGGCGCCUGGCAGAGGCUCCAUAAAGUCAACCAAGAUCUCCAGAGUGAGCUGGAGGCCCAGUGCCAGCGCCAGGAGCUGAUCACACAGCAGAUCCAGUCUCUGAAGCGUAGCUAUGCGGAGGCCAAGGACGCCAUCCGGCACCAUGAGGCGGAGAUCCGCAGCCUCCAGGCGAGGCUCAGCAAUGCUGCCGCUGAGCUGGCCAUCAAGGAGCAAGCGCUGGCCAAACUCAAGAGCGACCUGAAGCUGGAGAAGGACAAGGUCCGAGAGCAGCUGGAGGAGUGGCAGCACAGCGAGGCCACGCUGAGUGGGCAGCUGCAGGCCAGCGAGCAGAAGCUCAAGAGUGCAGAGGCCCUGCUGCUGGAGAAGACGCAGGAGCUGCGCGACCUGGAGAUGCAGCAGGCGCUGCAGAAGGACCGGCAGAAGGAGGUGCAGAGGCUGCAGGAGCGCAUCGCCGACCUCAGCCAGCAGCUCAGCGCCAGCGAGCAGGCCCAGCGGCUGAUGGAGGAGAAGCUGCAGCGGAAUUACGAGCUGCUGCUAGAGAGCUGCGAGAAGGAGAAGCAGGCCCUGCUGCAGAACCUGAAGGAGGUGGAGGAUAAGGCCUGCGCCUACGAGGACCAGCUGCAGGACCACGAGCAGCAGAUGGAGGUGCUGCAGAAGGAGAAGCUGAGCGCCAAGUUCGAGGGCAGCGAGGUGGUGCACCGGCUGGAGGAGCAGCUGGAGAUGAAGGAGGCCAGCAUCCAGAAGCUGGCCGAGCACGUGCAGAGCCUCCGCCAGGAGCGCGACCAGAUUCGGCAGCGGUUCCAGGAGCUGGCCGAGCGUGCCGCUCAGUCAGACGGGGACGUGGCCGCACUCCAGGAGAAGCUCCGAGAGAGAGAGGCGGACUACCAGAGCCUGGAGCUCUCGUACAGGAGGGCAGCCGGCCAGCUGCAGAGCUUGCAUGCAUUGCUGAAGGACAAGGAGGAGGAGCUGAAGCAGAUCAAGGAAAUGCACCAGAAAGUGCUAGAAAAGAAAGACCAGGACCUCAACAAGGCUUUGGUUAAAAUGGUUGCUUUGGGGAGCAGCUUAGAGGAAACAGAAGUGAAGCUCCAGGCAAAGGAAGAGAUUUUAAGGAAAUUGGCAAAGGAGUCCUCAGAGGUCACAGAAGGGCCCCCGAAUGCCCCGGAAGAAGCUGAGGGGGACAGUGUCCUGCCUGGAGGCCCCCAGCCGCCAGCCGCUGGCUUCCCACCCUCAAGACUCGAGGAGGAAGACCCUGGGGCUGCCCUGGGAGAGGAAAACAGUGAUGGCAGCCCCAGGAGAGAAGAGGGGGCUGUGCCCCCCAAGUCAGAAGUGCCUGACAGGGAGGGGCCUAUGCAGAGCAUGGCAAAAGCAGAGCAGGGGAUGCCCUGUGUGAAGAGGCAAAGGAUCCGGUUCUCCACGAUCCAGUGCCAGAAGUAUACGCAGCCUGAGGGCUCCGAGAAGACCUGGACCAGCAGCACGUCUUCCGACACCAGUCAGGACCGCUCCCCCUCCGAGGAGAGCAUGUCCUCCGAGGCGGCCCCCGGCUCGCUCCCUGCCGCCAGUGACUCUGACACCUACCUCUCCAUCAUCCACUCCCUGGAGACGAAGCUCUAUAUCACAGAGGAGAAGCUCAAAGACGUGACAGUGAAGCUGGAGAGCCAGCAGGGCCAGAGCCAGGAGGCCCUGCUGGCCCUGCACCAGCAGUGGGUGGGCACAGAGGCCCGUCUCCGCGAGCAGCUCCGCGCCAGCCUGCUCCAGGUCGGGGCCCUGGCCGCCCAGCUGGAGCAGGAGAGGCAGGCCAGGGCAGAGGCGGUCGAGAGGCAUGUGGGGGAGCUCGGCAACUUCCAGAUCAAGAACAGCCAGGCCCUGGCUUACCUGGAAGACUGCCGGGAGCAGCUCCACGCUCUGCCGGGGCCCGGCCAGGAGGAGGCGUGGACGGCAGUGAGGGCCGGCCCGCUGGUCAGCAUGGAGAGCACGCUCGCCAGUGCCAUCCAGGCCCUGCAGCCCUGCGCCGCCCACGCCCGGCCAGAGGAGGGUGGUGACUUGGAGAAAGGGCAGCUGGCGCCACAGCCACCGGUGCUGCCGCCUGAGCUGCUGCCGCAAGAGCAGCUGAAGCUCCUUUCGGAUCAAAUCGCACUGGAAGCCUCGCUGAUCAACCAAAUAGCCGACUCCCUGAGAAGCACCUCGGCAGACAUCGCGCAGGUCCUGCAGGAGAUCUCGCAGGCGGCGGCGUGUGAAAGCGCCGCCCUCCACCCCAGCGUCCCUGCAGACGCCUGGGCGAGGAAGGUGUUGGUGGAUGGAGAAUUCUGGAAGCAGGUUGAGUCCCUGAGUAAGCACCUAGGGACAUUGUGUGGAGAGGCUGCUGGUGGGUCCAGAGGUGACCAACGGAGCCUCCCGCAGGCCCUGAUCCCUGCCCUGGCCGACGCCACGUGGGUCAGGGCUGAGCUCAGUUUCGCUGUGCAGUCGGUGAGGCUGUCCUUCCAGCAGAGGCUGCAGCGCCUGCAGGAGACCCUCCAGGGCACCCAGGCAGCACUGCAGCAGCACCGGGAGGUUCUGGGCCGGAUCCUGGGCGCGUACCAGACGCCAGACUUCGAGGAAGUCAUGCAGCAGCUCUCGGGAGCCCUCAGGCUUCCAGCAGGCGGUGAGGACAGUGCACGAGGGUCCUGGGACUUGAGCCUGCUGGCAGGGGGUGCUUUCCAAGAUGCAGCUGGCCACCAAGAGCCCUCCUCCCUGUCCACCCAGUGUUCUGGGGCUCUCAUUUCUAUCCAGGAAGAACUCGCCCUGCAGCUUAAAGACAGAGCCAGCCUCUUGGGGCAGAUUUCUGCCUCUCUGGCCACUCUUGCCCCUGUGGAAUCUGUGAGAGAUUGUCAGAAGCUUCUCCAGGCAUCACAGACUCUCUCCUAUAACGCUUGUCUGGGAGGCCUCGGUCAGUACUCUUCGUUGUUGGUUCAGGAUGCCAUUAUUCAGGCUCAGGUGUGUUAUGCCGCCUGCAGAAUUCGGCUCGAGUACGAGAAGGAGCUCCAGCGCCUCAAGGAGUCCUGGCAGGGCCGGGGCGUCUCGUGCCAGGAGCACGUGCAGGCUGUCGGGGCGCUCAGAGAGGAGUACGAGGAGCUGCUCCGGAAGCAGAAGAGUGAGUACCUGGAGGUGAUCGCCAUCGUUGAAAGGGAGAACGCAGAGCUGAAGGCCAAGGUGACCCAGCUGGACCAGCAGCAGAGGUGCCUGGCCGAAGCGGAGAGCAAGCACAGUGAGAACAUAUCUGCCCUGCAGGGGAGGUACGAGGAGGAGCUGCGCUGUGUGGUGGCCCAGCUGGGCCGAGCCGAGAACACGCUGCAGGCCGAGCACAGCCUCAUCCUGAGCCAGCUUGACGCCUCGGUCCGAGACCGGCAGGACCUGGAGAGGCACCACGUGGAGCAGAUGCAGACCCUCGAGGACAAGUUCCAGCUCAAGAUCAAAGAGCUGCAGACAAUCCACGAGGAGGAGCUGAGGACCUUGCAGGAGCACUACUCACAGAGCCUGCAGUGCCUGCACGAGGCCCUGCACCACUGCCAGCAGCAGCGCCAUGGGGCCCUGCCUGCGCCCGCGCCCAACACUCCGCAGCCCCUCUCCUCCGGGGCAGCCCUGCAGGGGCCGGCCGGGGAGGCCGACUGCACGGUUGGCCUGAGAGAGCGCAUCCAGGAGCUGGAGGCCCAGAUGGACGCCAUGCGGGGGGAGCUGGAGCAUCGGGAACUGGAGGGUAGCACGGCCGCCCUGCGGGAGAAGUACCAGAGAGACUUUGAGAGCCUGAAGGCUACGUGUGAGCGCGGGUUCGCAGCGAUGGAGGAGACGCAUCAGAAGAAGAUCGAGGAUCUUCAGAGGCAGCACCAGCGGGAACUGGAGAAGCUGCGGGAAGAGAAGGACCGGCUCCUGGCUGAGGAGACCGCAGCCACCAUCUCAGCCAUUGAAGCGAUGAAGAACGCCCACCGGGAGGAGCUGGAGCGGGAGCUGGAGAAGAGCCAGCGCUCCCAGAUCAGCAGCGUCAACUCGGACAUCGAGGCCCUGCGGCGGCAGUACCUGGAGGAGCUGCAGUCGGUGCAGAGGGAGCUGGAGGUGCUGUCGGAGCAGUACUCCCAGAAGUGCCUGGAGAACGCCCACCUGGCCCAGGCGCUGGAAGCUGAGCGGCAGGCCCUGCGGCAGUGCCAGCGCGAGAACCAGGAGCUCAACGCCCACAACCAGGAGCUGAAUAACCGCCUGGCCGCAGAGAUCUCACGGUUACGGACGCUGCUGACAGGGGACGCUGGCGGGGAGGCUGCGGGCUCGCCGCUCGCCCAGGGCAAGGACGCCUAUGAGUUAGAGGUCUUAUUGCGGGUCAAAGAAUCGGAAAUCCAGUACCUAAAGCAGGAGAUUAGCUCUCUCAAAGAUGAGCUACAGACAGCAUUGCGGGACAAAAAGUAUGCCAGUGACAAGUACAAAGACAUCUACACGGAGCUCAGCAUUGUGAAGGCCAAAGCCGACUGCGACAUCAGCAGAUUGAAAGAGCAGCUGAAAGCAGCCACAGAAGCACUGGGUGAAAAGUCACCGGACAGCGCGCCCGUGUCGGGCUAUGAUAUAAUGAAAUCUAAAAGCAACCCUGACUUCUUGAAGAAAGACCGAUCCUGUGUUAGCCGACAGCUCAGAAGCAUCAGGUCCAAGAGUCUGAAGGAAGGCCUGACGGUGCAAGAACGCUUGAAGCUCUUUGAAUCCAGGGACUUGAAGAAAGACUAGCUGUGUCCCAGGGACCUGAACACGCACCUCCCGCUGGCGGCAGCACCACCCUCACGCUGCUUUUGUCUGUACCUUUAUUUUUUACCAUUAUUGUUGUUGUCAUCAUUAACUGUGGGUGUGGAUGCAUGAGAGACUGGCUUAUGGGUGUUCGCACAUUCCCUGCUGUUAGUUACGACUUCUGUUGUGUUCUAUGGAAGCUUCUUCUCCAUGGCAUUCAGUUAGCUCCAAGUGGGGGCUGGAGGGCCAGCGGGCCAGGCAUCUGUUAAGCUCCCCUCCCUGCCGUCCCCCCCACCAUCACUGUCAGUAUUAAGGCCCAGCAGCCUGGAUAAGCUAGCGCUAUCCCCUGCGACCGUGUCACGUGGGGGGAGAGCAAGCCGUUGGGUGUGGUUCUGCCUGGCUCAUAGCACGACAGCCGCUGGCCGCUGGAGCUAGGCCCAGGCUGGAGGCGCGGCCAUGCAGCUGGAGAGAGGCUGCCCACCACCUUUGUCCGAGAGGAGGACAGCAUUUCCUCUUAUUCCACGAAAUCGAUGUAGAACCGCUCACAGAUCAUCAUGGUGAACCUUUCACAACCUGGAAAAUGUGGGAAAGCAGACAUUCCCUAUUUUUGUUUGUUUUAUUAUUAAAUCUUGCACAAAAUCCCCGACCCUCUCAUUACUUCCUGUGGUCCCUCCCUCUUGGUCAGCAGUAACCCUGGUCAUCCCCUGACCACCUGGAUUGCUGACCUGCAGCCUCGGGCCUCAGACUGAUGGCAGAGGAUGGAUUCCUCCAGGGGGUCACUUGAUAGGAAAGAUGAUUCAUUUCUCUGACCUUGCUGGAAGCGACCCCAUGGUGCUGGUGAAGAGGUUGCGGGAAGGAAGAGUCGGGGAUGUGGAGUGGAGUGAGACACACCAUGGCUGAGUGUUGGCGAACAGGCUCCUGGGACGCCCUCGCAGCACUUACAGAGCCUGGGGGACCCAGAGGAACAGCUUUGCUUUUUGAGCAGUUUAGGAUCUUUUACAUGAGCACAAAAACAUUCUGUAGCACUUCUUAAAAAAAAGUCUCAAAUUGGGCUUUCUGUUAUGGUCCCAUGAAAGCUAUCGAUCCCGUUAACACUAGAAUUACCAACAAAUGUGAGCCACAUUACAGCCAGCCCCGCCUCCUUCUGAGCAAGCUGCAGUGUCGGGAGAGAAGCUUGGAGGGGCUGGUUUAUUGCCAAGAAAUAUGCUUCACUGUGGCUUAGCCCUGAGUGGUUUUGUUCCAUGUACAGUGUAAGGCUGAAAUGUGAAUAUCUCGCUGGUUCUCAGUCAAGUUUGCGAGCAGAGUCGUCUGGGAAGAUUCCACAGGCCGAGACUGAGGCUCCCUGCAAGAGCCUCACCUGUAGCUUGUCUUCGCGCCUUCCCUGUCACAGGCCUUCAAGAGUCUUGGGCAGAGCAGAAACCUCGGGGUUUGGGGUGUGUUCUCCACAUGGGGUGCUGUCUCUGCACUGCCACCCCUUUGCUUCUGUGCUUCCAGGUUUGGGUUCUUAGGGAAGUAUUAUGCCAAGGAGGAACUCCAGGGCCCCAUUCUGCAGGGUAUAUAUCCUCUUCCACUGAGAACAUUCCCAGUUUCCAUGUUUCCAAAAGCAAGAAAAGUGCGGGAUCUGUGUUUUCAAGUCCUCCGUCAGAAACGCACCGGCAGUGUUUUUAGAUAAAAGGGGUCUUUACGGGCCUGCAUGCGCUCUCUGCACAGCGGCUGCGCCUGCAGCUGUCCCUUCCGCCUUGCUGGGCCUGGCCUCUGCCUGCCUCUGCCCUCCAGCGCCCCGCCCUGAGGUUCCAGUCAGGCUCCAUCUGUUUAGACCAUGGAAGAGGGUUUGGAACUGACCAAGCUCUGAGGGAAUGCCUUCAGCAUGCGGCUGGGGAAGGGCUGCCGUUCACUGGGACCGCAGGCUUCGGGGUCUGCCCGCACAGAGAUGACCAGCGUGUAAGCUGUCCAGAAGAUGGGGGGACUGCCAAUAGCAAAAAAGCAGUGGCCGCUGCAGUCUCCCCCAAACACUUUAUGUUCCUUUCCUGGCAUUUCUGAGUGUCCCAACAUCUACUACCUGGCUCAAAACCAAGUCUGCGCUUCCCGGGACAUCUCAUCCACCUGGCAGAUAAGCCAGCAGAAUGCAGAGGAUUCACUUCCUGCUCAUGUUCUCCCACGCUCCCCCUGCUGGGCUCCCCACCGUGUCCUCCAUGUCACUUUGAUGGCACCCAAAACCUAGCCAGGAAGUUAGACACUGAAUAGCAGGAAGAAAUUUUCUAAUGGGAGAUUGGUUUGGUUUCUGUGCUGGCAGAGGGAGGCCCUCCCAGGGCCGAGCCACCCCCAUGGACUGCAGCCAGGCCAGCCCGUGUGGCUUGCCCCUCCCGCUGCACCCUGCCACACCCACAGUGGGAUUCGCCCUCGGCCUGGUGAGGGAGCUGUUAGCACAAGUGGGCUUUCACGGUUGUAAUUAUUUUCCUGUAAAUAUUCAUUACUUCAUUUGUAAUCUGCUAGCACCUGCAAGUAAGCUGUGCUAAACAUAUUAUUGGGAUAAAAACUAAACAAUUCGACUUGGUUUGACCGCUUUUGUGAAUCUAUGCAUGAAUUAGUGUGCGCAUGCCCGCACAUAAAAGGGACACUGCUUUCUGCUGAUGGGGUUCCUUUGCCAGUGGGUGAAGUGCCCGCAGCUGGGCACAUCAGGACAUUAGAAGUUCAGGUGCCCCUCACAGUUGCAGCCUCCCACAGAGAUGCUGCUGAGGGGGCACUGGAAACAGACUCCCACCCCAGGCAUCGAAGUGAAUCUGAGUGGAGGAAACGGUGUGGCCCGCUGGGGUGAUGUGGAGGCCAAGAGGGAAGGUGUGGUUUUGUGAAGAGCGAAGAGCAGAGGCCCCUUCCCAUAGCCCAGCAAAUUAAGGACAGAGAAGGGGGCAGGUCUGCGUCCGCUGAGAUCUGGGCCCUGCUGCUCAGCAUGGAGAGGCAGCAGGUGCCAUUGGUCCACUCUGGCUGGGCUGGUGCAGGCACCUGGGGGUCUUGUCCCGUCUCCUUCCUGUACCCCAUCCUCACCUCCCAGCACUGCCUAGCACAGUUCCACUUAGGGAAAAGAAGGUAACUAUUAGUAUUUCUUUGUUUUGAAAAUAAAACUUGCUCAUCAUUGUCUGAAAAACUUGGAAAUGAACCCUUUCCCGAAAACGAAAUACUAAAUUCAGUGACCCCUCCCUCCUAUCACCAAGAAAGGGGGAAUUUUUAGCAUGUUCAGUUUUACAAAGGACAGGGAAGAGGAGUGUAUUUUAAAGGAAUUAAAUAUAAAGGAACAUUUGGCACUUUAAUUGCAAGUGGUUUGUUGUUUUGUUUUGCCCAGUCAUUCAGAAUGCAUCCGCCUAAGAAUCAUAAGAUAUCGCACUGUUUUGUGUUAAGAAGAAAUCUGCUUUUUUAAGUAGAUUUUGACCCUAGCCCUCUUGCCUUCUCCACUCAGCAGAGAUUCCUGGGCCUUGCCAGUGCCCCGUUAGAAUAGCCUACACCCCUUUUGCAGAGACCUGGGUGAAUGGUGCUUAAAGAAGCACUUUCUCAGGUCUUAAAAUUGAAGUGUGUGCCCCGUGCCCACCUUUCAGACAGUCUUUUCACACUCAGAGUGAAAUCACUAUAACACUUAGCUGGACACUAGGGGACCCGGGGCUCAGAUGCCCCUCUGGCCUUCCCAUAUCCGUCCCUGCGCUGUGAGCUCAGGCCUGGGUCUCCCUCCUGUCACAGCAGCCCCCAUCAGCCCUCACGUGACUCUCAGGAACUGCAUGGUGCCCAUGUGCACUGAUUUCACAAGCCGCGUGUACAGGCGCCUAUGGGCAAGGUCACUUUCCACAGUUCAAAGCUAAAUCAGCCUGCAAUGAGGUCCAGGAAAACCACUUGUAGGUUCUUGAUAGGGAGACAGGACAAAAACACAGUGUGACAGUGAACAGUAUUGAUUCUCUCAUACUUUGUCUGCGGGGAAGACUCGGCAGCCUCUAUCCUUUGCCCUUUAAAGAAUGAUGAGUUAGUUUCAGAUCCUUUUGUCAGAGGAGAGCUCUCCUAAAGUCUUCCAACUGCAACCUCUUGCCUAAGAAGGAGUAAGUAGGCACAGCAGCACCCUGGUGCAGAGCAACUGUCUCGACCUGGCCACACCCUGGGCCCCUGGUCCAGUGCUCCCUGGACAGAGCUGAGAGCUGAAGCCACGCACCUCCUGGCGUCAUGCUGUGUUUGUCUGAAAGCAGCUGUGUUUACUUCCUUCAAAAUAACCUGUAUAUUAGAACAAGAAGUGUAAAUAGUAUCCAGAAGUUACCAUGGGGGGGUUUGUUACAAAGCUUGUGUGCAUUUUUUAAAACUAUCCAGACAUCCCUUUUUAAAAUGGAAACUGUUUUGGGUGCAUCACUGAGCUCCCCAGCCCCUAACAGAACAGAGAAGUGUUUGUAAUGACUGAUAAAUCUUUUUUAAAACUUUGGUCAUUUAACAGAUGGUUUUAAAGAAUGUAUACAGUAUCUAAAAUGACAACUUUGUAUCCAUCUAUUGUUUUUUCAUUGAAAAAGCUCCUAUAAUACAGGUUUCCCCCCACUGUCCAAAAGUAGACUGUUCUUACUUGGUAAGGGAUCUGGGGGACACCCCAAUUUUUUCCACAGAAGCUCAUGGGAGCAGUAUUCCUAGACCCCCCAAAGUAACAUGCCAUACCAAAUAGGAGCGUCCUGCUUUCAGGUAGAGGGGAAGCCCCUAGUCCUGCACAUGGAAGAACAGAGGAGAGGCAGCUGCACCCUGGCCAGGUGCUUUCCAUGGUAACUUACCGUCCUGGGGAGGCUGGUGCUGGCCCGGUCUGGCCUCUCAAGUCUCACUGGGUGGUGCAUGUGGACUCGUCUCUGGGCCAGAUCUCCACAGGGUGCAGACUCAGCGAAUGUAUUCCCUCAGGUUCAGAGGCCUGAGAGUCGGCCUCACUGCUUUCCACAGCAUGGACCAGAUGGGUAAAGAAGCAGGUAGUCACAAAACUACUGAAGAACCACCAUCUGAUCCAAUAGCGGGGCUUGGGAAGUGAGUCCAGCCUCAGAAGAGUGGGACACAGUGAUGUCGCCAGACCCUUCCUGUAGUGCCAGUGACUCCCCAUGGGGGAAGGAGUCUGGGAAAGGCCUGGCAGACACAGGCCACCCACCUGCCACCUACUGCACUGGCCGUGCCCUGGGCUCUGCCCCCUUUACAGUCAUAUCACUUCAAUUUUAUAGGAAGCUAGGAAUAGAUUAUAAACAGCACUAAAUUCACUAUUAUGUUAUACUCAUAUCACAAAACUUCAAAUAAAAAAUGGAUUUAGGAUUUACCUUUAGUAUUACUGACACGUUUACUGACUCGUUAGGAUUCAAAACCAGUUAAGUGCUAAGAAAUCAUUCAUGUGGUUUUCCUAAAUAAUAUUUACAAAAUGUAAAGUUUUUAAGCGGCUCUUAAUCAAUCCCAGUUUCUAAUGAUUUUCCUCACAAAUACACUCUUCUAUCAGGAUUAGUUCCAAUUCAGCUAUUAAAGAAAAAAAAAUACUAAGCCACACUUAAGGGGUUGGGUACAAUAUAUGAACAAAUUGGAAAAUGUGAUUUUUCCUGCUCUGACAAGUUGGGAAAUAAUUCACAGCAGUUGCUUCUGCCACAGCAAUUAUUCCAACAGUCGGACAAUAAACAUUCAAAGAACAAGCAUAUAGGAAUCUCAACGUGUUUGAUUUCUGCACUAACGCUAAGUGGUAAUGUUCACACACUAACGCACUAACGAGCAUGUGCAGAGCAAGCCACGCCCUCCCCACUGCCCCUGGCUCCAGGGCACCCCGCCAGCGCCCACCGGCCAGGCUGCUGCGUGUGUGGGCGGGGAGGCCUGCGGAGAAGAGCCUGGUCGGCUGAGCUGCUCAUUCUUUAACUAGUCAAGAUUUUUUUUUACAAAGUUUUUGAUCCACUGUUCACUACAACUGAAGUGUUAACUUUGUCAAAAUAUUUAUUCCUUUGUGCGACAUGCUAGAUACCCAUGGUUGUAGCUGAUCAUUUCUAUUUUGUAAAUAUUACCUAACUUUACAUAAACUAUAUCAUAAUAAACUAUUUUUGCAUCACCCUUU